UAGAGGGCGUGGCUUUUUAGAAAAGACUGAAGUGUAGUAUGUGCACAUUGUGUAGUACAGCUUACAGUGCUAGUGAUGGCUGCUGCAGUAGGGACUGGGCGGUGUGCCUAUGUUGUGGAGAGGAGAGGUCGCUAUUGUCGAAUGGUUCCCGCCACUGGUAGCCUUUAUUGUGGGGAACAUCUGAUACACGACACAGCAGGGCAGCAAGCAAGGGUUAGGGUUCGCUGUCCUCUGGACCCCUCACACACUAUCUAUGAAGACCAACUCUCGAAACAUGUUCGGAGAUGUAAUGCUGCCAAGAAACCACGUCCAACCUGUUACAGAGACGGUGUGAAUUGUGUGCAAGGUAUUGUAGACCCCGUCAGUGUGUCAUUGUCUGACUGUGUGGAAGCUAGACUAACAGAGCUUUGUGAGCGCGUCAAUACCAUCUACCAGGCAGAGUGUGUUGGAGAAAAUAUUAUUACAGAGCAAGUGCUAACUCAUUCUUCAAUGGAAGUUGACCUCCGUGACCUCUCUAACAGUCCGGUAGCGCGCAAACACCUGACGCAGCAAUCCUCGAUUGUUGGCCAUUUGGAUCGACUCUCUCUUCUUGCUUCCAAGGACACAGCAUAUAUUGAGUUUGGAGCAGGUCGGGGAAAACUGUCAGAGAAGAUAAUAGCAGCUCUUGCAAAUCCUAGCAAUGUUCAUCUGGUGUUGGUGGAUAGGUCUAGUUGUCGACGUAAAGCUGAUGGUGCAUUGCGCACUCUUUCAUUGGAGGGUGCCACGUAUCACAGACUCCUCAUGGACAUACAAGACUUUGAUCUAGGAGCAUUGGAGGUGUUAAACUCUGUACAGUCAGUGGUAGGAGUGAGCAAGCAUUUGUGUGGUGUUGCUACUGACCUUGCAUUGCGUUGUCUUGUUCAAGGAAGGACUGCCAAGUUUAGUGGAGCUUUGAUUGCUCUUUGUUGUCACCACCGAGCAACCUGGAGUCAGCUAGCAGGACGCGAGUAUCUGAUACAGCUUGGAUUCAGCCCAGAAGACUUUGUAUUGUUAAGUCACAUGACUAGUUGGGCUGUGUGUGGUGUGCGCUCAGAGCAGGCCGGAUAUGUGCCUCACAAGAACGAACUAAUCGGUAUCAUGUGUAAGAGAAUAGUGGAUUACGCUCGAUUGAAGUACCUACGAGACAAUGGCCUCUCUGCUCAGUUGCUGUAUUAUGUGACUAGGGACACUUGUCUAGAGAAUGUACUUAUGCUUGUACAAUGAUAUAAUUAUAUAAUUAUGCUUGUGUUGUAAA
Halichondria panicea is the source of this 1273-nucleotide messenger RNA. RefSeq names its product tRNA:m(4)X modification enzyme TRM13 homolog. Gene Ontology annotation, biological process: tRNA methylation. Bases 76 to 1242 code for a protein of 388 amino acids. The transcript has 3 exons. Lineage: Eukaryota; Metazoa; Porifera; Demospongiae; Suberitida; Halichondriidae. The record is from RefSeq and is a predicted model, not a curated record.